Messenger RNA from Hyalella azteca, 1520 nucleotides. RefSeq names its product NADH-quinone oxidoreductase subunit B. The transcript has 4 exons. Gene Ontology annotation, biological process: mitochondrial respiratory chain complex I assembly; electron transport coupled proton transport; aerobic respiration. The record is from RefSeq and is a predicted model, not a curated record. Lineage: Eukaryota; Metazoa; Arthropoda; Malacostraca; Amphipoda; Hyalellidae. The coding region runs from base 290 to 931 and encodes 213 amino acids. Gene Ontology annotation, molecular function: 4 iron, 4 sulfur cluster binding; quinone binding; NADH dehydrogenase (ubiquinone) activity.
GAUGGGGAUGAUGUCUGAAUAAAUUCGUUAUUUUCCUUUACUUUUUGAAAAGUUUUGGAGGGAUAAGGAUAAGUAUGCAAGUUUUUAAAACCGAUAUCCGAGUUUGCCAAUCCAUCGAAACAAUCCAUCAUCGUGAGCAAGAUUUUCGCGUAAAAAGGAGCCAUUGAUAUGCUGAGAAUAAAAGAACUGAAAAUACGGAAAAGUCUGUCUCCAACUAUACUGACUAGAACAUGACCACGCUUAAAAGAUGAUCAACACCGUACAGCUGCUCUGAGAUUAUUCUUCAAGUAUGGCUCUCUCUGUGUGGUCACGUCGGCUGCCUUCGCUGCUCCAAAGAGUCACGCCCGUCGUGACUACCAUCAACACAACUACCACUUCAGGCAGCAACCAGCAAAGUAGUGUACCGUCCACCAGCCCUCAGGAAAAGUACAAGCCAUAUAGCCCUUUUCAAGAGACCUCUAGCCGGGCAGAAUGGGCUGUAGCUCGUCUGGAUGACUUGCUAAACUGGGGCAGGAAGGGUUCACUGUGGCCUCUGACGUUUGGCUUGGCCUGCUGUGCUGUAGAAAUGAUGCAGUGCGCCGCUGCGCGCUACGACAUCGACAGGCUGGGCAUUGUAUUCCGUGCGUCGCCGCGUCAAGCUGACGUGCUCAUCGUCGCUGGAACUCUUACCAAUAAAAUGGCUCCUGCGCUCAGGAAGGUCUAUGAUCAGGUUAGUGCAAGUCGUUGGGUGAUAUCUAUGGGCUCGUGCGCUAAUGGAGGAGGUUACUACCACUACUCCUACUCGGUGGUGCGAGGCUGUGACCGCAUCGUCCCCGUAGACUUGUACGUGCCAGGAUGUCCUCCUACUGCAGAGGCUUUGCUUUAUGCUCUUCUGCAGCUGCAGAGGAAAGUCAAAAAUAUGAAGAAGAUUCAGAUGUGGUACAGGAAGUAAUCUUACUCUCGGAAUUAAAAGAAAAACGCUAGAAACCUCUCCCCUACUACUACUUAAAAAAAAUAGAUAACUUGAUAGAUGAAGAAAUCAGAAUUGUCUUACUUUAUAAAAUAAAUAGGUAAAGUGAUAGCAGAAGAACCAUGCUCUCAUGUGACUAGUUUAGUUGAAAACUUGGUCUAGGAGGAAGGCAAAAAAAAACCUUGCAAGAGAUAUGUUCAAGUUUUUGGCACCGUCUAUAUUUUGUGAAUCAAGUUUGCAUGCAAAAUGUAUUCAGUUUGUUUUAAGUUGUCGAUGAACAAGAAAAAAUUACGAGUUUCAUCGCUAAAUGUGAAUCAAUGAUAAAACGUGAUAUUGCUCACAUUGGUUAUAUAUAAUACUAAUUUAACAGAGAUACAAUAAAUCCGUUUCGUUACGUUUAUUAUGGACUACUUGUCACGUACGUAAUAUUAACCAUAAAUUGUGAGAGCUCAUUCAUUAUUUCCGUCGUAUCAAUGGAGGAGGGAUGAUGUAAAGUCGUUCGUGAAGGUUACCUAGUUUUUGGUCGACUUAUUAUGUUUUAAGUUGUAAAUAAUAAAUAUUACCUCGUUCA